This is a messenger RNA of Phyllotreta striolata, 1009 nucleotides long. The record is from the annotation of a GenBank genome assembly. NCBI's taxonomy places the organism in Eukaryota, Metazoa, Arthropoda, Insecta, Coleoptera, Chrysomelidae.
AUCGACACUACACAAAAGCACAACAUUCAUUAUGUCAUUGGACUAUCAAACAGAAAUGUCUCGUUUGUAUAAAUUAGCUCAAAAAUUCAACUGCUUCUAUUUGUCAGGACUGGGAUGUCCCGAAUACAAGCCUUUCUUCGUCGAAGGCUAUCAAGUCGGAUUGGUCCGCCCUGAUGUUAUGAAACAACUACUCAAGUACCCGGAAGUCUUCAUGGUGGGCCCCAGCGGCGUCGAAUUAAAUCCGGCCUUCAGGGACUACGAGGAGAGAAGCAACCAGGUGGAUAAAGUUCUGAAAGAGUUGAGGAAAGAGAACGUUUUCAUAGCUUUAAAGGGCUGGCGAGAUGAGAAUUACGAGGUAAAAACAGAUUUUCUCUCGAAGAGCCUACUAAAGAUGGAUAGAUGCGCCACCUGUCUGUUUGGCAUUAGAAAUUACGGUGUAGACAUAAACGGAUACGUCAGACAUCCAACAUUAGGGCUUUGUCUUUGGUUUCAAAAGAGAUCACCUACAAAACAAACAUGGCCGGGAAAAUGGGAUAAUAUGGUCGGAGGAGGCCUAUCCGUGGGCCACGGAAUCCUGGAAACGGCGCACAAAGAGGCGAUGGAGGAAGCAUCCAUACCGGAACAUCUACUAUGUAAUCUAAUAAGCGCUGGCUGCGUAUCAUUUUUCUUCGAAUCCGAGCGAGGCCUCUUCCCCAACACCGAGUUCGUGUUCGAUCUGGAGCUUCCGGUGGACUUCGUGCCCGUUAAUUCCGACGGUGAAGUGGAGACGUUCGAAUUGCUCCCCGCCAGUCAGUGCCUCGAGAAAAUGCUGACCGCCGAUUUCAAGACAACGAGCACGCCGGUGGCGCUGGAUUUCCUCAUCAGGCACGGAAUUGUUUCGCCGGAAAACGAGAGGGAAUAUCUCAAAAUCAUUGAGCUUCUUCAUGUACCGCUGCAAUCGAUUUAUGGAAAAUGUACGCCCAAUUCCAUAAAAGAAAACGGGACUUCCCUGCAUAGUAUUAGUAAAUAA